Messenger RNA from Echinostoma caproni, 2166 nucleotides. Lineage: Eukaryota; Metazoa; Platyhelminthes; Trematoda; Plagiorchiida; Echinostomatidae. The record is from the annotation of a GenBank genome assembly.
AUGACACCCAUACCGCCCCACGAAAACAAACUGGAAGAAAGUAGUGUACACAACCAAUAUACGGCACUUCAAGAUAGCAGCUACUUAAAUGCUGAAACAGAAGAUGAAAACGAAAACUUUUUGCCAAGAAUCAGGGUGAAACGGGACACAGAUCAAGAUCAAUCGGGGAUCAGUGAUGAGGAGCAACCGGUCAGUGAAGAUUCUGGGGAGGACUCCGAAGGUCUAUCAUCCCUAGAUCUAAUCCGAGCAGAAAGUCACGCAGCCGAAGUGCCCAUUGACAUUCAGCAUCCGGAAAUAACAAUCAUCGGUACUGAACAAAACACUCCGAUGGAAACACAACAAAACGAGGAGCUAUCAAAUCAAAAAAGCGAUAAAGAAACUGUGCAACAUGAAUAUUUACAAAUACCUGCACAACAGACUAACACAGAAACCGCAUCGGAUACCUUGUCAAAAACGAACCAACUCGAACCGGAGACGAUAGUGGGAGAACCGGAAGUACCGGGACCAGAAAUACAACCUCCGGAACAUAAUGAACCGGGCCCUGAAGCGGAACAACCACCUGCGGAACCCGAACAAACGUAUGAGUCUCAACCAGACGCUGCACAAUCCUCACAAGACUCUGACAGUCAACCUGAUCAGAGUCAGUCCGAGCAUGAGACAGUAGUGGGAGAACCGGAAGUACCGGGACCAGAAAUACAACCUCCGGAACAUAAUGAACCGGGCCCUGAAGCGGAACAACCACCUGCGGAACCCGAACAAACGUAUGAGUCUCAACCAGACGCUGCACAAUCCUCACAAGACUCUGACAGUCAACCUGAUCAGAGUCAGUCCGAGCAUGAGACAAGUCAGUCCGAGCAUGAGACAGUAGUGGGAGAACCGGAAGUACCGGGACCAGAAAUACAACCUCCGGAACAUAAUGAACCGGGCCCUGAAGCGGAACAACCACCUGCGGAACCCGAACAAACGUAUGAGUCUCAACCAGACGCUGCACAAUCCUCACAAGACUCUGACAGUCAACCUGAUCAGAGUCAGUCCGAGCAUGAGACAGUAGUGGGAGAACCGGAAGUACCGGGACCAGAAAUACAACCUCCGGAACAUAAUGAACCGGGCCCUGAAGCGGAACAACCACCUGCGGAACCCGAACAAACGUAUGAGUCUCAACCAGACGCUGCACAAUCCUCACAAGACUCUGACAGUCAACCUGAUCAGAGUCAGUCCGAGCAUGAGACAGUAGUGGGAGAACCGGAAGUACCGGGACCAGAAAUACAACCUCCGGAACAUAAUGAACCGGGCCCUGAAGCGGAACAACCACCUGCGGAACCCGAACAAACGUAUGAGUCUCAACCAGACGCUGCACAAUCCUCACAAGACUCUGAGAGUCAACCUGAUCAGAGUCAGUCCGAGCAUGAGACAAUAAUGGGAAAACCGGAACAACCUUUUGCGGACAACUAUGGGUCACAUGACUCCGGUACGUCGGAGUCAAAUGUGUACCCUGAUAAUGAUCAUCGAGGCUCACCCUCAGAUGUUGAGACAAAUGGAAACAAUGCAUAUUACGGAGAAUCUUGGAAGCAGUCUGAUUCCAAUGUUAACCCCGGAGAGCCUUCUGAACAUUGGGUUAGAGAAGGUAUUAUCCAGGUUGAAGAUCCGUCGCUACUCAAUCCAAACGAUGUCUCUUCCGAGCAAGAACUGGUUGAUUCGGAGCAUCUUGGGAACACGCAAUCGUGGCGUAACAGUGAAUCUAUCCAAACGGACGAAAGGGACGUAGUAGGAUAUGAUCAUGAAUAUCAAUCAGCAGAUAAUCAAUACUCGAACACACACUCUGCCGAUUCGACUAGUGAUCAGACAUCAGAGGUGAAUAGAAUUAAUCCUGACGAAUCCUAUGAUACCUAUCAACCGGGACGGAGUCCAGAUAAUCAGGAUCAAACCUCUCAUCGUGGAGAUGAAGUUUCUAACACUGCUGAAUAUGGGGAAAGUGACCGAGAAAAUGCCAGAACCUCAUCCCAACAAGAGGAGCAUGUUAAUCCGGAAGCUGCGGUGAUGCCAUCGUCAGAAGAAACAAUAUCACAUGACAAGGAGUAUUCUACUGAAAAUUCCCGACCGGAUAGUCCUGAGGAGCAACAGCAAAAUGAAAUUGAAGGCAAUGAGAAAAAGAGUACGUUUCAUUAG